UUGCGUCACUGCCUGCGAGACUGAACGAAGCGUCAUCCUUCCAGCGGCGGCGGCGCUUCCUCCGCGUCCACAUUCAUUCACCCCAACGACUCGGGAAUUUAGUUUAAAUUUGAAUGCAACAUCGCUAAACAAUGCAGAGAAGAGGAGCUGCUCUGCGUUUCUACCCCUGCCUUUUACUCGCCGUCGGCUGGCUGCUGUGCGGGGCUGCUGCUGACGGUUUGGUGAAUGAAGAGGUGAAGCGCACCGUGGACCUCAGCACGCACCUCGCUAAGAUCUCCACGGAGAUCCUGCUGGCGAACCAGGGCGGCUCACCUGUUCAGAGCUUCACUCUGGCUUUGGAGCCGGAGCUCGGGCCUCACCUGGCUUACAUCGGGGCCUCUGUGAAAGGUGAAGAAGAGGAGGAUGAAUCUCUGGAGUUGAAGGAGACUGCCGUCCAUGGUCGGAGUGGAACGUUCUUCCAGGUGCAGCUGCCCUCUGCUCUUGCAGCAGGCGGAAAGCUGCGCGUUAAGGUUGAGACGAUGCUGACCCACGUGCUACGCCCAUUCCCCACUCACAUCACCCAAGCUGAGAGGCAGCUGGUGGUUUUCCAGGGGAACCAUUACCUGUACUCACCUUACCCCACCCGCAGCCAGAGCACCCGUGUGCGCCUGGCCUCCAAAACCGUGGAGAGUUACACCAAGCUGGGCAACCCCAGCAAAAAUGAUGAAGUGAUUGAGUAUGGUCCAUUCAAGGAUGUAGCUCCCUUCAGCCAGGACACUAUGAAGAUCCACUAUGAGAACAACACCCCCUUCCUCACAAUUAGCAGCAUCACUCGCACCAUUGAGGUUUCUCACUGGGGCAACAUCGCUGUGGAGGAGACCAUCGACCUGAGACACACUGGGGCUUACCUGAAGGGGCCUUUCUCCCGCUACGAUUACCAGAGGCAGUCCGACAGCGGCAUCUCAUCUGUCAAGUCCUUCAAGACUAUCCUCCCUGCCUCUGCCCAGGAUGUCUACUAUCGUGAUGAGAUCGGCAACAUCUCCACCUCUCACCUGCAGGUUCUGGAAGAUUCCGUUGAGGUUGAAGUCCGUCCGCGCUUUCCCCUAUUUGGAGGCUGGAAGACCCACUACAUCAUUGGCUACAAUCUGCCCAGCUACGAGUAUCUCUAUACCUUAGGUGAUCAGUAUGCACUGAAAAUGCGACUCAUUGAUCACGUUUAUGAUGACCAAGUUAUUGACCACAUGACUGUGAAAGUGAUUCUUCCAGAGGGAGCCAGGAAUGUCCAUUUGGACACUCCAUACACCAUCGACCGUAGCCCUGACCAACUGCACUACACCUACCUGGACACAUUCGGCAGGCCUGUGCUGGUGGCCACCAAGAAUAACCUGGUGGAGCAGCACAUUCAGGACAUGGUGGUUCACUACACCUUCAACAAGAUUCUGAUGCUGCAAGAGCCUUUGCUGGUGGUUGGAGCUUUCUACAUCCUGUUCUUUACUGUCAUCAUUUAUGUGCGCCUCGACUUCUCCAUCACCAAGGACCCGGCCGCAGAGGUGCGGAUGAAGGUGGCCUCAAUCACAGAGCAGGUCCUGACCCUGGUCAAUAAGAGGCUGGGACUGUACAGGCAAAUGGAUGAAGUGGUGAACCGCUACAAGCAGUCCCGUGACACUGGAGCCCUCAACAGCGGCCGCAAGACUCUAGAGGCUGAACAUCGCACUCUCACCAACGACAUCGCAGCCCUGCAGGCCCGGCUCAAAGCUGAGGGCUCCGAUCUGGCCGAGAAGGUGGGGGAGAUCCAGAAGCUAGAUGGCCAGGUGAAGGAGCUGGUCAACCAGUCCUGUCAGGAAUCGGAGCGGCUGGUGGCUGGGAAGGUGAAGAAGGAGACUUACAUCACAUCGGAGAAAACGCUGGCUAGCAAGAGGCAGGAGCUCAUUUCACGCAUUGACAGCCUCCUCGAUGCUCUGUAAAACGCACCACUCAUACACUUAUAUGCUGACCAUUAGUCAGGCCAACUACAACUAUGACCUGACCCCUUUCACACACGCACUGGCACACACUCGGUGUUGAGUCUUCUUGCACAUUUAAGUGAGCACACUCAGCCACCUUGAAGUGUGUGCGCUGUGCCCCCUUCAACCUCUAGCCUGUGUGAGAGGGCUUCUCAGAGUGUGCUAGAGAUACCCAAUUUGUCAUACAUUGAGAUUUACUUUUGAUUUUUGGUUUUCUGAUUGCAAGGCAGCAGGCUUCAGUCUUUCAGGAUUUGUUAGCAUUUCAUGCCCAGCUCCCUUGUUCUCCGUUUUUCAUGUGUGGGGUUUAGAGUGUGGGUAAGGGCAGGUUAAUGUGUUUCGCAGACAUUGUCACCUAUACCAACGUUCUUUGCCUUUUUGUCUGUGUCCUUGGCACUUAGUUUAUGGGGGAAAAAUUCUAUACCCUGCCCUGAAACAAAUGCAGAAAUACUGAAUCUCUGAAGAUGCAAGAUGGUCUGUCACCAUCAUCAAAAUUUCUCCCCCACAUUUUCUGUUGGAUUGUUUUUCUUACAUUUUUGUAUGAUUUUCACUUUUUGUAAAUGAUAUGCUGUCAGUACCAUGAGAUUGUGUGUGGGGGCAGAGGGAAAUGGAAAAUGUUGACAACCUCCUCCAGUAUCAGAAGUUCAAAACUGAUAUUAAACGCGGUGUUAUAAA
Messenger RNA from Colossoma macropomum (tambaqui), 2654 nucleotides. It is a transcript of the gene rpn1, whose product is annotated as ribophorin I. The transcript has 10 exons. The record is from RefSeq and is a predicted model, not a curated record. Gene Ontology annotation, cellular component: membrane; oligosaccharyltransferase complex. The coding region runs from base 132 to 1943 and encodes 603 amino acids. Lineage: Eukaryota; Metazoa; Chordata; Actinopteri; Characiformes; Serrasalmidae.